Messenger RNA from Fusarium graminearum PH-1, 108 nucleotides. RefSeq lists its product as uncharacterized. NCBI's taxonomy places the organism in Eukaryota, Fungi, Ascomycota, Sordariomycetes, Hypocreales, Nectriaceae. The record is from RefSeq and is a predicted model, not a curated record. The transcript has 2 exons. The coding region runs from base 1 to 108 and encodes 35 amino acids.
AUGGUUCACGACAAGGGUUUCAACUGGGGUUUGGAGUCUAAUAUGGUGAGAGAGUUCCAGGGUAUGCCAGGACAGAGUUUCGUAUCAAGCAUAUAUCCCCAGACCUAG